AUGACGAAAUGUGGGGUGGUGCGCAUCUGUGCUUGCGUUCGCUCUGCUUGGAGCUUUCCUGUUGCGUUUCCAGCACAUCUGCAUCAUCCUCUUCUAAGAGCUGUCUGCUUCUUUAUCAAGUGGAUCUCUUCCAUUCUUUGGUUCAUGAUGGGAAGACAGGUUCUUGCUGCCCUCGCACUCCUACCUCUUGCUUGGUGCUUCCAAGCUCCUACCAGCUUUCUUCCUGGAACCAGGGGCAUCACUCAGCAAACAUGCGCUACUCUCAGGCCUGCAGUGCUUGGGAAGAUGCAGCUCGAGGCUCCCGAAAGGAUUAAGAUACCUGACACUUUCAACCCGGCGGAAUGGGGCGUUGGGGGCGGAAAGGGAGGCUUCGGUGAUGGGCUUGGUGGGUUCAAGGUUCCUGAUAGCUUCAACCCAGCGGAGAUGGAGAAAGAAAGGCAGGGUGGAAGAACAGCUGUGAUGGACAGGCCUUCAGACAAGACUGAUCCUGGGAAGAAGUACAAGGUUCUGUUGUUCAACGAUGACAAGAACACAAGGCAGUACGUUAUUGACACCCUAAUGAAGUACAUCCCUGGUAUGACAGCAGACAAGGCUAAGGAGAUCACUGUAGCAGCGCACAACACUGGCAUGGCCAUCGUUGGCGUGUGGAUGUACGAGAUGGCAGAGGCAUACAGUGAUGUGCUCCGCAGUGCAGGCUUGCGGAGUGACAUUGAUCCUGAGUAAACUCGUUGUUUCUUUUGC
Messenger RNA from Guillardia theta CCMP2712, 741 nucleotides. RefSeq lists its product as hypothetical. The transcript is spliced from 3 exons. The coding region runs from base 1 to 723 and encodes 240 amino acids. The record is from RefSeq and is a predicted model, not a curated record. Gene Ontology annotation, biological process: protein catabolic process; proteolysis. NCBI's taxonomy places the organism in Eukaryota, Cryptophyceae, Pyrenomonadales, Geminigeraceae.